AUGAAGUCGCCAAUUCCCGACUACCUCAACGUCGUCCUGGAUAAAGUCCGACCAAUCGAAGAUGGCCAACCCGCCCAGUACAUCAAGACGCUCAGAGAAGCAGACACGUCAAAGCUAGCCGUGGCACUUGUUAUGGUAGAUGGCAAUGUCUACUCAGCCGGUGACGACAAAGUCGAGUUCUCGAUCCAGUCCAUCUCCAAAGCAUUCGUUUACGCCAUUGCAAUUGAGGAUGCCGGGCUACAGCACGUUCUUGAAAGGAUCGGUGUUGAACCUAGUGGCGAUGCUUUCAACAAACUAUCGUUGCAUAAGGGCAGUAAUCGGCCUAUGAACCCUAUGAUCAAUGCUGGGGCCAUAACGGCGCAUUCGCUCGUAUGUCAUCCAAACGCUUUAGCGGAGGAACGGACAGAUCGAAUCUUGCAAAUCAUGUCUCGGCUAGCGGGCAGACAGCUUCACGUCGAUGAGGAGGUCUACGAAGCUGAAAUGCAAGAUGCUGACCGUAAUAUGGGCAUUGGCUAUAUGCUCAAAGCAGCAGGCAUCAUAUCAUGCAGGCCAGCGGAGGUGGUCAAGGGCUACAUACGCCAGUGCUCUAUUAACGUCAACGUCCGCGAUCUCGCCAUGAUGGCGGCAACGCUUUCCAACGCCGGCAUCAAUCCCGUCACUGGCGAAACGAUCAUGCCGACUGACAGCGUUCGUCAAGUUCUGUCGGUCAUGACGACUUGUGGGAUGUACGAUGCUGCUGGUCAGUGGGUGUCCCAGGUCGGCAUCCCUGCAAAGAGCGGUGUCGCAGGCGGCGUAAUGGGUGCUUUGCCUGGACAAGUCGGCAUUGCUGCCUUCUCACCUAAGCUGAGUGAGAAUGGCAACAGUGUGCGUGCGGUGGCCAUCUUCGAACAGCUGUCACGCGACAUGGGCUUCCACAUGAUGGAUGUUAGCCAAAUAGCCAGGGCCAGCGUGAGUACCUCUGUGGCCAAGAUCGUGGCAGGCAAAUCAGAACCGCAUCACCCGAAUUGCGAUCGGCAAGUGGUCAUCUUUGCUCUGCGAGGAGCCGUGCGCUUCGCUGGCUCAGAGCGUCUCACGAGGGCCAUUGUGCGGGAGCUUGGAGAUCCAGAUCCCAAAGAUCCUGGGUCUGGAGAGCAUGCAGACGCUUGUGCUGUGGUAAUUUCGUUGCGAGAUGCGUUUUCUCUUAAUCCUGUAGCUCGACGGGUCAUUCAAGAAAGUAUUAAACGUCUGCUUGGGGAGGGCAAGACCGUUGUGGUGAUAGAUCCAAGCAGCGUCUUGCGGAUGGAUCUGAGCAGCAUUCCGGGAUCUCAGCAGCCGCAGAUUGUCGAUAAUCAGACGCAGGCGAGGGAAUUCAUAGGAGGGACAGGCUGUUCAGCGGUCAGUCAGUCAGAUCAUUGGUAG
Cyphellophora attinorum is the source of this 1398-nucleotide messenger RNA. RefSeq names its product Glutaminase. Gene Ontology annotation, molecular function: glutaminase activity. NCBI's taxonomy places the organism in Eukaryota, Fungi, Ascomycota, Eurotiomycetes, Chaetothyriales, Cyphellophoraceae. The record is from RefSeq and is a predicted model, not a curated record. The transcript has a single exon. Bases 1 to 1398 code for a protein of 465 amino acids. Gene Ontology annotation, biological process: L-glutamine catabolic process.